This is a messenger RNA of Zootermopsis nevadensis, 9708 nucleotides long. RefSeq names its product protein patched (gene ptc). The record is from RefSeq and is a predicted model, not a curated record. Gene Ontology annotation, cellular component: plasma membrane. Gene Ontology annotation, molecular function: smoothened binding; hedgehog receptor activity; hedgehog family protein binding. Lineage: Eukaryota; Metazoa; Arthropoda; Insecta; Blattodea; Termopsidae. Gene Ontology annotation, biological process: negative regulation of smoothened signaling pathway.
AGUUAUGGCUGGGAUUUAGAAGAAUCGGUGGUGAGGAAGUUCGAGAAAGGAUGUUCGCGUUAGUUCACUGUGGAGGUCGGACGAGUUCAGAAGUUUCGAGAAGUAACAUGUGCCGUGGGGGUGAAACGGAGAGAUAAAAGCAGUUUGCGCUUGUGAUGUGCCGCAUGUGCAGUGAAUGUGUGUUCGUGUGUCCUGCGUGGCUUGUCCAACGUACCAAGACCUUCUUCGUUAGGAAAGAUGCCAGCCAUGGACGCGCGCUGUUUGAAAAAGCUGGGAUUUAAACUCAAGCGCGAGAGAGCCCAGUUGCUGUCGUGCUUUAUCUGAACUGAUAUUUGUCUUGGUGUUCGGACCAUUUCUCGAAGAACGAGUUGGUGGGUGGCUGUGCUCUGGUGCAUAAAUGUGGCAGUGUCCGAGUGAACUCGCCACGCGCCGUGUUCAAACACCUGGACAUUGCUAGAUUAUAAGAAAUUCAAAUGCACUGAUCCUUUAAUCUCACAGUACGACGCACGUCACCUUCGAGAUCAGCCAGACCGGGUUGUAUAUUAUCCUUCAGUGCUAAAAACUUUGCCUAAUUCUGUUAGUUUCUGAGAUAUCGGCGAGUGUACACAAAUCUUUUAGUGUCUGGCGUUAUAUUUCGACAGAGUAGGGUGACCGACCACCUUGCGAGCACAUCCCGUUGUGAAUGUCGUUGCGCCUUCAGGGGAUAACAACCCCAACUUCACCAGUCUAAAUGUGGAUAUUUUGGGUAUUGAGUUUAAUGGUGCAACAGUGGCGGAGUAGCAAGGGACCAGGCCAAUAUGUUGGCUGCAACUGUCAGCUCAAAAGCUCCAUCUGUUUCGUCUUCUGAGAGGCCCGCGGGCGGCAAAACACAGCAGCCGAGCGCCAGCAACCACUGCGACGACAUCUUCAUCAGGACCAGCUGGGCAGAUGCUGCCGUAGCGUUGGCUCAGAUCGACAAGGGCAAAGCUACCGGCGAGCGAGCGGCGCUGUGGCUGAGGGCGCGUCUCCAGAGCCAGUUGUUCCAACUGGGCUGCUUCCUGCACCGCCACGCUGGCAAGGUGCUGUUCGUAGGCGUCCUGGUGUUAGCGACCUUCUGCGUCGGCCUCAAAUCGGCGAAGGUCCACACACGCGUCGACCAGCUCUGGGUGGAAGAGGGAGGACGCCUGGCGCGCGAGCUGCAGUACACCCGGGCGGCUCUGGGCGAGGCGGACUCCAGCACGCACCAGCUCGUCAUACAGACGCCGCGCCACCCGCAGGCUUCGCUCCUGCACCCUGCAGCCCUUUUGUCGCACCUGGACGUCGUCAAGGCAGCCGCGAGCGUAACGGUGCAGCUCUUCGACAUAACUUGGAGACUGAAGGACAUGUGUUAUUCGCCCGGUAUUCCAAACUUCGAUGUACAUUACAUAGACCAAAUAUUCGAAAAUAUAAUUCCAUGUGCCAUUAUUACGCCACUGGACUGCUUCUGGGAAGGGGCAAAGCUGCUGGGGCCUGAUUAUCCUGUUAAUAUACCAGGCGUGGGCUCCAAGGUGCGCUGGACCAACCUCAAUCCUCAGACGCUGAUCCAGCACAUGAAGUCCUUCAGCCUGGCGUUCCCUUUCGCUACGCUCGAAGACUACUUGAAGAGGGCGGGGAUAAGUUCGGGUUAUCAAGAGAAGCCGUGUCUUGACCCCAGCGACCCCGAGUGUCCGUCCACCGCCCCCAACAAGUUGUCUGGGCAGUUACCAGACAUUGGAGCGGAGCUUACGGGCGGCUGCUACGGAUUUGCAGCCAAGUACAUGCAUUGGCCAGAAGACUUGGUGGUGGGCGGAGCAACUCGUAACAAGACUGGACACAUACAGAGAGCGCAUGCUCUUCAGACGGUGAUACAACUCAUGGGAGAGCGGGAGAUGUUUGACUUCUGGUCCGACACGUACAAAGUCCAUCACGUGGAGUGGACACAGGAGAAGGCGGCCCAAGUCCUUGAAACAUGGCAAAGACGGUUUUCAGAGGAGGUCCGUCGACAUUUAACAAGUGACAACAGCACAUCACCCUAUAAAGUGUAUGCCUUCUCAACUGCAACCCUAAAUGAUAUCCUAAGUCAGUUCUCGGAGCUCAGUGUGGUCAAAGUUGUUAUUGGGUACAUUGUCAUGUUGGUGUAUGCAGGUGUUUCACUGCUGAGGUGGCAUGACCCUGUGCAUUCACAGGCUGCAGUGGGUCUUGCUGGAGUUGUGCUGGUAUCCAUCACAGUUGCAGCUGGGCUUGGCUUUUGUGCCUUGCUGGGCAUUGCUUUCAAUGCUUCUACCACACAAAUAGUACCAUUCUUGGCCUUAGGCCUUGGUGUUGACGACUUGUUCUUAAUGACGAACACUUAUGCGGAGCAAGAGGGAUCUCACAGUCAGUACUCGCCUGAUGAACAGACGGGCGUCGUGCUCAAAAGGACAGGUCUCAGCAUCCUCCUCACGUCCCUGAGCAACAUGUGCACCUUCUUUGCUGCUGCUAUCAUCCCCAUCCCUGCUCUGCGGGUGUUCUCCCUACAAGCAGCAGUUCUGGUGCUGUUCAACCUUGGCUGCACAUUACUUGUUUUCCCGGCUGUUGUCAGCCUUGAUCUGCGACGGCGGCACUCGGGGCGUGUCGACCUACUCUGCUGCUGCUUGCCUGGUGGUCCCACAGGCUCAGAAUGGCCUUGCUGCACUCUGCCCCACGUUCCUUCUGGCCAUCUCGUGCCUGUCGCUCACAGACGGAGAGGGCAAGUCAUGCCGGAACCAGCCAAGAAACUUCAAGCCAUAACAAGAGCUCUGCCUCCUGACAGACAGCAGACAGUCACUGUUCUGGCCCCACAGGAAUGUUGGGUGGGGUCUACAAGAGAGCUGCUGACUGUCGACAAUGAAAGGGGACAAGGGGCAGUUGGAGGUUGUGGUGGGCAUCAUAUUAUGCAUGAAUGUUGGAGCUGGUCCCUCAGAAAGCUAGCAGCUACACACUAUGCACCUCUCAUUACAAAAUCUCCUGUGAAAGUGGUUUCCAUGGUGAUUCUGGUUGUGAUAUUGGCAGGAAGUGUGUGGGGAAUCACAAAAGUUACAGAUGGUCUUGACCUUACUGACAUAGUUCCACAGAACACAGAUGAGCAUGCAUUCCUGAGUGCACAGGGCCAAUAUUUUGGAUUCUACAACAUGUAUGCUGUGACGGAGGGGGACUUUGAGUACCCCACCAAUCAGAAGUUACUCUAUGAAUAUCAUGAAGCAUUUAUGCGUGUCCCAAAUAUCAUCAAGAAUGAUGAUGGAGGCCUUCCAGAAUUCUGGCUAAGCCUUUACAGGGACUGGCUGAUAGGACUGCAAAAGGCAUUUGACCGAGACUGGUCUCGGGGAAGCAUAACUCAGGAACGAUGGUUUCCUAAUGCGUCAGAUGAGGGAAUUCUUGCCUACAAGCUGCUGGUUCAGACUGGGCAUGUUGAUAACCCCAUUGACAAGUCACUCAUUACUCAGGUUCGCCUGGUGGAUGGAGAUGGAAUCAUUAAUCCAAAGGCGUUUUAUAACUACCUCAGUGCUUGGGCAUCAAACGAUGCCUUGGCAUAUGGAGCAUCACGGGCAAAUCUGCGCCCAGAGCCACGACCUUGGUAUCAUGCUGCAGAAGACUUUGAACUGAAAAUUCCCAAGUCUGCUCCUCUGGUAUACACACAGUUGCCAUUCUACUUGCAUGGUUUGGGAGAGACACAGCAUAUCACACACCUCAUAGCUCAGGUGCGGUCUCUGUGCCAGAAAUUUGAGGAGCGCGGGCUCCCAAAUUUCCCUUCGGGCAUUCCAUUCCUCUUCUGGGAACAGUACUUGGGGCUGCGUCAAUCGUUGGGGUUGGCUUUGCUCUGCGCUUUGUCCGCCGUCUUCCUGGUUGUAUCCGUGCUGUUGCUCAACUUGUGGGCCGCUACUCUGGUGGUGUUGGCCCUGGCGGCCAUGGUUAUUCAGCUGCUGGGAGUCAUGGGAGUACUUGGGAUCAAGCUCAGUGCAGUGCCUGCGGUCCUUCUCAUCGUCGCUGUGGGCAUUGGCGUUCAUUUCACAAUCCACAUCUGCUUGGGGUUUGUGACCAGUAUAGGAUGUAGAGAUCGGAGGACUCAUCUCGCUCUGGAGCAUAUGUUUGCCCCUGUGACUCACGGAGCCCUCACCACGCUCCUUGGUAUCAUCAUGCUGGCCUUCUCAGAGUUUGACUUCAUUGUAAGGUAUUUCUUCUAUGUGUUGCUGGCCCUAGUAGUGGUGGGUCUCAUUACUGGACUAGUCUUCUUCCCAGUGUUGCUGUCUUUAAUAGGACCCGCUGCUGAGGUAAUUCCAUAUGAGUUCCCGGAUCGCAUAUCAACACCUUCACCACCACCCUCACCAGUGCAGGCAAGGGUGGGGUCAUGCCGGGUGGGCAAAGCUCCCCCUCCACCUAGAAGAGGUCAUAGUGGCAUCCAGUGCAACCGUCUACAUGCAGAACCAUCCCUCACAACAAUAACAGAAGAAGCUAAUUCAUGGCACUCAACACAUGAGAUUGUUGUACAGCCAGAGGUGGUGGUAGAGACCACAACAUAUGGUACUCCACAGAAUGCAAGCACUGGUGGCAGUGGCACCAGUCAUGCCUCGACAUCUGCUUCCCCCAUGUCAGGGUCUCAGUCGCAUGUCACUACGAAAGUUACUGCUACUGCUCAUGUCAAGGUUGAAGUGCAUACACCACUGCCAGGAACGGUGGAACAUGACUUGGGAAGCAGCAGUUGCAGCAACAAAAGUCAUUCAAGUCUCCGCAGGGAUUCUAGCUCAGGCUCAGAGCAUGACUCAUCCUCAGAUAAUAACUCUGGCAAACAUGGAGGUGGCAUCGCUCCUUCCUAGCACACGGCUUGAAUGUUGAUACACUGCUCUCAUCCUGAUGAUCAAAGCUCAAAAUGAAAUAUCUUUUGAAAUAAGAAACAGAGCUGAAACAAAAAAUUCAGAACACCAAGAAAAUUGACAAAUAAGGUAAAUGGUUAUGUAUUCUGGAAGUGCUAUCCUACUCAUGAAAAACUACAUUUUAUUCUCUGAUUCCGUCCUCCUGUAUCAUAAAAGAGUACUGACUAAGUUCUCACUUGAGAUUCCAGAAUUGUUUUAAGAACAAAUGUGCUCUACUCUUCUGUUUGAUGAAGGGUAGUUGGGAUUGCGUGCUAUUCAUUACAUUCAUUUAUUAAAUUAAACUCUCUCAUAUCAAGAAGUCAUUUUCAGUGUGAAAGCCUAUCAUAUUCAUGUAGUAAUAUUUGACAAUAAUCAACCAACACCAGUUAUACAAUGGUUUAAGCUACGUUAAUUGCACCAUACGCAUUUUGGUCCCAUCAGACCAUCUUCAGUGGCAACCUUCAUGAUAUCUGGCUCAGAAGUAAUGUGGAUACAUAGAGUUAACCAAACUAAAUGUCAGUAUUGAUACACACACCACUUUAGAGGCAUGUUCUAUGCAGAAAAUUAUGAAAGUCUAUGUAAAUGGGGGUCUUUGGGUGCUUUGUCUUUUAGUUAUGGCCCAUUUUAUUUUGGAAGAGGGGUGAAAAAUGAAGUGCAAACCCAUCCACAUGAGAGUAUUUGAAAAUUGCUGGUUUUUAAGACUCUACCAGGACGUCACAAAGUGUCGUCCUUGUGCUUUCACGCAGUCUCUGCACAUUUCAUUAAAGUUUGCUUCACAUACUUAGAAAUUCCAGGCAUAUGCAAUGAAAGUCAAUGAUGUGGUAGAACUACAACAGUGGUAAUAGAUAAAUAUGAGUUUAUUUAUAAUGCAUCUGGAACUUUUUAGUGCGUGUGAUGAGCAGCAGUGUGGAAGCGCAAGAACAACACACUUAAGUCAUUUUUUGUAAAUUUGUUGUCAAAGCAGUUAUCUGUAAGUUGCAACCAGCAAAUUAUAAAUUAACACUUUCUCCUGGAUGGGUUUAUACUUUAUUUUUAUUCUUCUCCUUCCAAAAUAAAAUGGGUCAUAACUGAAGCAUUGAAGGAUUCCUGUUUACAAUAAUUAUUUGUUUUUGUGCAUAGAAAAUGCUCCAGAAGUGGCAGCAUGUAAUUCAGAAAUACUCUGUAUGUGUUUGCGUUUAGAAAGCAUUGCAGACAAAUUUUAAUAUUUGUUAGUGGUGUACAUAUGUAGCCUUUGUACAUAUUUUUAUAUGGUAAGCUAUAAACAUAAAGUUUUAUUUCAUGGCACUGAAUACAUUUCACUCAUGUUUUAAAUUAAACAUAAAAUUAUCACAGAAAUAUCCGCUGUUGGACUUCCAAGUUAAAAAUUGCCUUUCCUUCACUAGUACUGAGGCCUUGUUGCAGAAAGAAACUAAAUGUUCUGCACAUUUUUACAAACUUAAAAAGCUGCCAAUAGCACAGCAUUUAGAUGCAGAUUUCCUUGAAACUGAAAUAUCAUAAAUUUCAAUGAUACCCUGUUUCUGUGGAGUUCUGCCAUCACAUUUAAAAACACCUUUCAUUUUGGCAGUAGCUCUUCAUCAGGAUGGGAGGAGCAAGCCGACUGAUACACUCGCAACUUGUAUGUAUAUGUUACCAAUGCCUUCAGACUCACAAUGAGGGAAGGCAUCAGUCAUAAACUAAGCAGUGUACGUUAUAUAAUAAACAGGGAUCAGUUCAACUGAUCACUGACAGCAGUCUAGUACCUGGUUCCCAUUCACACAUCAAUCACACACUGGAAAUUCUACUGUUGGUGCUACGCUUCCAGUGCAUCAAGCUUAAAAGUAUUCCAUUUCAUUACAAAUUGUGGGUGCUGACCAGCGACUGACUGAUGAUCCAUGUAAGCAGUGAGCUGCAGUGGCCAUUUGGGCUACCAGCAGAUCAUCUCCAAAAUUCUGAUUGCAUAUCAAAUUCAUAUGCAAUUAAAUUUGUCACAUAUACAAAAUUCUUUUUCUAUUUUCACAUUAAUUUCUGACAUGAACUGGAAGUGGAAGUGGGACUGGAAAAUGGGACUCUUUGCAGAACAAGUGUGUGAGUUUGUGGUUGGAAUUUUUUAGGCACUGUGAAUGGGCGUUAUAAUUAAGCAUUUGGAAAAUUUGACUUUCAUCCAUAUUAUGCAAGUAUAACUGAACAAUUGGAAGACUUAAUGAUAAUAAUAAAUAUCCUGACAGUACCGACACAUUUCUGGAAAGUCAAUCAAUUAUUAUUAUUAUUUCAUCAUCACUUGUAAAUGGCAUCUAUGAUAUGUUUCAUGAAGAAAUAUCUGACAAGACAAUUUUUUUUUUAAAUUUGUAACAAGAACUGAAUUAUAAAAUAGUUUGUGGUUUACACAGCAAAUACUACAUGUUUAUAACCGAGAACAAUAACAAGUGGAACAUAGGGCAGUCAGGAAUUUAAGCACCAACAGUAGAAACCAGAUUCACCCAACGAGAUCUGCAUUUAUGCUUCAUUAUUUUCAAGUAACUGCAGCAAGGGAUGAUUACUGGACUGUUCUGGAGUAAUCUUGUGAUACAUUUUUAAUUCUUGUAACUACAGGAAGUGGGAGGCUGAAAUGUUCUCGCACGCAUAUUACGUGGAAUCCCAGAAGUAGUUCUAGUUUUAUUUACAUUUUUUAUGUGGUGUUCAUUUCAGCACAACUGAAAACUUGCAAAAAAAAUUAAACCCAACUGAAAUUGUAACAUUGCAUUAACAUGGUACAGAACAGUGACAUAUUUUCGAUAAGCUGAGCAUAGCCAAUUAACAUAAUGAUAAUAAUUCUUAAAUAUCUUCCAGCUUAGUAAAUGUUCUCGUACUUUGAGAAAUGUGAUGUAUUGGGAUACAUAUGGACAUAGCAAGAAAGAAAGGAGUCAAGUUUCAUCCAAUUCUCCUUUGAGCUAAUCUUCUUAAUGUUUUACUGCAAUGCCGGACAAAGUUAUUCUUAUGUUAUGUGUUCUGUUGUACAUGACACAGUAUUCACAGAUCUAUUGUCUUGACAUAGGACUUGCAGAGACAUUUAAAAACAUAAUUUAUUCAAGAACCAAUUACACUGAGCAUGUAGCAAAGUGAGAACAUGUUGUCAUUUGGUAGAUUCAGAACUCAUACCAUAAAGAAAAACAAAAUAUUGUUCCCCAGCAACUGCACUGUGGACUGUGACUUACAUAUCAGGGAUUCAAGAUAGAGCAGUCAAGUAACACCUUUCUUGCAGCAACUUUGCAGAAAGUAGUCAUAUAAUAGUAUUUACAUAGUUAUUUAUAAAAGAAAUAAAACCCUCCCCUAUGAAUAUUAUAUGCUACAGUUUUAUAUGUAAAAGCAAGUCUGUAUAUCACUAAUAUUAUUCUUUGUUCCAAUAUUACUGUAGCACCAGCUCUACCAUUGUGUAAUUUUGUAUAUUUCAACUUGUACCUCUUUGUUUUAGGGGACAGACUAUUUUAUUAUUAUUUAUGAAGGAGAAGCAGAUUAGUGUAAGAUAUGUGUGAGGAAAUGUGUGUUAUGUGAUGGCAUCACAGCAUUAUGACACAGCUGCUCCAUUGCCAAUGCAUUUAUGUUUUUCUGUGCUGCCUGGUCACUAAAUUAAUUUAAUUAGAAAAUGUAACCCUUUCAACAACCUGAAAUUGCAUGAAAGCAACCCAUAAAUCAUUAACUUCAUUCUUAUUUGCAAGGUUUGAGUAAUGCAUCGUCAUGUAUUAUCCUAAUGAAGUUUGAAAUAUUGUCUAUCUAAGCAGGGUAGCUGAAGUGGUAACUCAGCUUGUGUUUGAGAAAUGCAUGUUCAAAUCUCAAUCAGCAUCAGCCAUUCCUUGUUUUCCUUAGACCUUCGGGUGAAUGCCAAAUACACAAGGUGGACACUUCUUGUCCAGUCCAUUCACAGUCACCAUAAAUCAUCACCACCAAUUUAACAUUAACAAGAACUUUAAUUGAUACAGUGUCUUUAAGUAACAUGAAAGGCUUUUUGUGUAAUCUUUCUUACAUUAAUAUGACUAUGUGAUUUAUAGAAAUUAUCAGUCUUAUUGCAGUUUAACGGGUUACUUAAUCUUUAUCAAAUGGGAGUAAAGAAUAGUAAUCUCAUGCUUUGGGUCUGCUGACCAGUCUUUAAUUCGUAGGGUUUAACAGUUCAGCAGCAUGCUACUGCAUUGCAUAGCCACGUGUGACCUGUGGCACGCAGCUGACAGUAAUGUAGCAUCAACUGAUGAAUGAACGAAGCCGAGGAAGAUAUAAAUAAUAGCGACUCUUUUGGCAUUCACAUGGAGGGACCAAAAUGAAGUGAAGUUACAUAUCUAGUCCUAUCAUUGUAUGAAAGCAGUAUUGUAUGUAAUAGAACUACAAAGUUUCAUGUUGCCUCACUGGAACACCAUCCCUGUUUUAUAGUUAGAAAAUGGAAAUAAGUCAUUCCAUAUGUGGAGACUGCGCACUACAAUCAUGUGUUCUAAGUAUUGGCAUUGUCCAAAAUCUUGAACACACAUGUACGUUAUUUUAAAUGGUUUCAAAUACAUGAAUGGACAGAGCUGUGGAAUUGCCUCGACUCACAGUUCCCACACAGAAACAUUAGAAAUGAGAUUGAGUAGCUUUUUGUAAACAGAUGUACAGAUUUUCCUGUAUCAAGCAGAUGAAACUGCCAUUGUAAUUAUAAGCAUUAUUAUACUGUAAGUAUUGUAUGUCUCUUGAGCUGUAAUUCUAUUUUUUAGAUAUAAAGUAAUUAUAUUUGAAUGUAAUGUUAGUUCACAACAAAAUGGUAUAAUGUAAAGAAAGUGAAGGAAUAUUUGAUGGAUAGAUAUUCUUGCUUGCACCAGACAGGGCACAGCAUGUAAAAUUGUGUAUGGAAUAAAAGUGGAAGCUUAAA